Molecule: messenger RNA, 1056 nt
Organism: Colletotrichum chrysophilum
Lineage: Eukaryota; Fungi; Ascomycota; Sordariomycetes; Glomerellales; Glomerellaceae
Exons: 5
Coding region: 1-1056 (351 amino acids)
Molecular function (GO): methyltransferase activity
Source: RefSeq, a predicted model, not a curated record
AUGUCUACUGCUGACGUCCAGGCUCCUCAGCAUCCCGCCGGCGCUAUCGAAGCCGCAGAUGAGCCCGUCGACCCGAGUGAAUUUGAUCCUGUUGAGUGGGACCGGUCUUCCGCUGAUUCGGCCUCACUCACCUCAAGUGUCCUCGAUCACGAGUACGAGAAUGGGCGUCGUUUUCACAGAUUUCGACACGGUCGCUACCCGAUGCCCAAUGAUGAGACGGAGCAGGAUCGCGAGGACAUGAAACAUACAAUGUUUCUCGAGCUUCUUGAUGGCGAUCUGUUUCUCGCUCCUAUUGGAGAUGACCCUCAAAAGAUUAUAGACAUUGGUACCGGAACCGGCAAGUGGGCAAUUGAAGUCGGCGACCUCUAUCCAGGUGCAUCUGUUCUGGGCAUUGAUCUAUCUCCCAUUCAACCUUCCUGGGCCCCUCCAAAUGUCAAAUUCUUAGUCGACGAUGCCGAGGAUGAAUGGCUUAACGGGGACGACUACGACUUUGUUCAUUUUCGAGCGAUGGCUCCCCUUCUUCGGAAGCUUGAUAUGGUCCUCGCAGAUGCUUACAAUCAUAUGAAACCUGGAGCUUGGAUAGAGUUCCAGGAGUUGCACGGCCAGAUCCAUUGCGACGACGGAACUAUGGCCGAUGACGAUAAGCUCAAGGAGUUCUACGAGCUUGUCGUUGAGGCUUUCCAGAAUCUUGGUCUUGAUUUGCACAAAGCGCGGGACUUGAGGCCUCACCUUGAGGCUGCUGGUUUCAAAGACAUUCAUUGUGAAAUCAAAAAGAUCCCAAUCGGCAUUUGGCCAAAGGAUCCGACCCAGCGAGUGAUUGGCAAGUACUCGAGGCAGGCCAUCGAAAUGGCAGCACCGGCGUUCACUGGUAAGCCAUUCGAAGCCAUGGGAAUCUCAAAGGUAGAGUCUCAAGUGUGGUGCGCAACCGUCAAGAAGGACAUGGAGGACCUCAGCAAGCAUCGUUACUACAACAUGUUCUUCUGGUAUGCUCAGAAGCCUAAGGAUGCCCCCGUGCGGGACGACGGAGCCGGCUCAUCAGGAGAGGAUGACGCUUGA